AUGAAGUUCACGGCAUGUAAGCUCGCCCUCACCGCCAUGCUCAAGUCUUGGACCGGCAUCCUCUACUUAUGCAGGCCUCAGCUAUCAUCAUCAUCACAACCAUCAUCACAGCCAUCAUCACAGCCAUCAUCAUCACAACCACCACCAUCAUCAUCAUCAUUGAUGGGCAUCAAAUCGCUGUUCAAGAUGUUGACGUUAUCUUCAAACGAAACAAGGAAAGAAAUUCUCGAUAUAAUAUUCGAUGUUUUUCGACUGCAAAUUCCCGAGUGGACUGACGAUUUCAACAAACUAGCCACGCGCCAUCACGACGACCUGAAGUACCUGCCAGAGUCAUGCACGCUCGUCAAUGGCUUCAUCGUGGAGGAGGCCAAGCUCUUACUACCUCACGUAUCUAAGACCAGAAUCAACUUGUUGGACAACCACAUGGCCUUCAUACUUGCUUGCUUCUUCCAAGUUGGACUGGUUGAGGCCCUGACGGAAACGAUAAUAACGAGCAGCAGACAUGUUUGCGUGCGAGCCACUGUGCUGCUCAGCCAGCUGCUUCAACUUUCAACGAGGUGGCUGCCAGAUGUACACAAUGAUGUGCGCAAGCAUUGUCUGCAGAACAUCGUGCACCAGUCACUCACGCCUCAUCAUUCUCAUCUGCACCAUGGUGAUGCUAGAAACAACAUGGACUCAAGAAUGUUGGUUGCGUACAAUGUUCAGACGCCAUAG
Messenger RNA from Helobdella robusta, 714 nucleotides. RefSeq lists its product as hypothetical. The record is from RefSeq and is a predicted model, not a curated record. The transcript has 7 exons. Gene Ontology annotation, cellular component: TORC2 complex. Gene Ontology annotation, molecular function: protein serine/threonine kinase activator activity. Bases 1 to 714 code for a protein of 237 amino acids. Lineage: Eukaryota; Metazoa; Annelida; Clitellata; Rhynchobdellida; Glossiphoniidae. Gene Ontology annotation, biological process: positive regulation of phosphatidylinositol 3-kinase/protein kinase B signal transduction; TORC2 signaling.